This is a messenger RNA of Cryphonectria parasitica EP155, 1122 nucleotides long. Its product is annotated as PHP domain-like protein. Gene Ontology annotation, biological process: tRNA processing. Gene Ontology annotation, cellular component: nucleolar ribonuclease P complex. The transcript has a single exon. Gene Ontology annotation, molecular function: RNA binding. The record is from RefSeq and is a predicted model, not a curated record. Bases 1 to 1122 code for a protein of 373 amino acids. NCBI's taxonomy places the organism in Eukaryota, Fungi, Ascomycota, Sordariomycetes, Diaporthales, Cryphonectriaceae.
AUGCUCUACGACCUCAACAUCGUCUGGACGCCCCAGACUACGCAGGCCGGCCUAGAGCGUACUCUCAGGUUCAGCCAUUCGCUCGGAUACAACGUCGUCGCCCUCAACCACAUCCUAGAGCCGCCGAUCCCAGCACAAGUCACCAACCCUAUACCACAGAUAGGCCCAGUCCACUCGUCCUUCCCUCAACUACCACCAAUCGCCGCCUCCACCAACGACCCCUCUUCAGCUCCUCCCACCACCACCUCCUCUACCAAACCUCUCCCCACCGUCCUCCGCCGCGCCACUCUCCUCGUCUCCGACCCAGCAGCCAACCACCGCCUCCCCCUCCUCGUCCAAACCUAUUCCCUCCUCGCCGCCCGCCCCCUCACCGAGCGCGCCUUCGCCGCCCUCACGACCGGCACCUCCUUCUCAGAGGUCAGCCUCAUCUCCCUCGACCUGUCCGUCUCCCAGCCCUUCCGCUUCCGCCCAAAACCCUGCAUGGCCGCCGUCAACCGCGGCGUGCUGUUCGAGGUGUGCUACGGCCAGCUGCUCCUGGCCGGCGGCACCGGGGGCGACGCGCCGUCCGCCCGCGCUCGCGCCACCUUCAUCGCCAACGUCCUGGAGCUCGUGCGCGCCACCAAGGGCCGCGGGAUCGUGCUGAGCAGCGAGUGCAGGGCCGCGGGGGGCGGCGGUGCGCUGCGGGCGCCGGCGGAUGUGGUGAACCUUCUUGCGUGCUGGGGGUUGGGGCCGGAGAGGGGGCUGGAGGGGCUGGGGGUGAACCCAAGGUCGGUGGUGGUGAACGAGGGCCUGAAGAGGAGGAGUUUUCGAGGGGUGGUGGAUAUUGUGAGCGCAGAGGGGAGGGUGCCGGGGGCCAGGCCACGGGCCGAGAAGAGCAAUGGCGAUGGCGAUGGGGAGGAGGGCUCGAACAACAAGAAGACGGCCAAGAAGAAGAAGGGAGGGGGUGAACAGCAGCAAAACACCCAGCAGCAGCAGCAGCAGGGAAAGAGGAAACAUGAUGGCGGGAGUGACGCUGGGGUCGCAGGAGACCAGGCCCUACCGGUCAUGAGCAAGAGGCAGGCUAAGAAGAUGAAGCUGGCCGGGAAGAAAGAAUCUGCAACGGCGCCAGAGGGCUCGGUGUAA